Molecule: messenger RNA, 339 nt
Organism: Trichoderma citrinoviride
Lineage: Eukaryota; Fungi; Ascomycota; Sordariomycetes; Hypocreales; Hypocreaceae
Exons: 1
Source: RefSeq, a predicted model, not a curated record
GAGCAAGAACUGCAAGACGACAAGUACCUCGAGGGCUCGUUCAACAUUGACGAGAGGAGACCAAGAUUCGACGAAACGUCUUGUACUGUCGAGGACAAGGAGAUAUCCGAUCUGUUCAAGAAGGGCCUGCUUGAUGAUGGAAGUACAGGCCCUCUCAAGGGCGAUUUCACACUGAACCAUCUUCCUCCGCUUAGUGGCGAUGAAGCAUGCAGUGUCCAAUGGACAACUUCGAAGAAAAAGAAGCAAAAGCAGAAACCAUCGACGGGCGGCCUCUCGGACGAUGAACUGGCCAGCAUUCUACAGGCCUGUCCGGACUUGGAGGGCUUCAUCACCGAUUCA